This is a messenger RNA of Aureobasidium subglaciale EXF-2481, 1946 nucleotides long. RefSeq lists its product as uncharacterized. The record is from RefSeq and is a predicted model, not a curated record. Gene Ontology annotation, molecular function: DNA binding; zinc ion binding; DNA-(apurinic or apyrimidinic site) endonuclease activity. Lineage: Eukaryota; Fungi; Ascomycota; Dothideomycetes; Dothideales; Saccotheciaceae. Gene Ontology annotation, biological process: base-excision repair. Bases 33 to 1634 code for a protein of 533 amino acids. Gene Ontology annotation, cellular component: nucleus; mitochondrion. The transcript has a single exon.
CCAAGACAUCAUCACAUCAAUACACCACUACAAUGCCCCGUGCGUCCAGAGCAAGAGCCGCUCGCGAAGAAUCAUCUGAUCUGUCAUCUGCUGCCUCUGACGCUCCUGAGACGGCCAUCGCUCAAUCCGCUUCUACCUCAACUAGAGGGACCAAGCGCAAGCGUCAGCUCAAGCAGCCAGCAAAGGAAGACGUAGAAGAGGAAGAAGAAGAGGAGCUGGAAAAGAAGCCUGCUCCUGCCAGGAAGAUCCGUCAGCGUAAACCACCCAAGCUCGAGGAAGAAGUCGAACCAUCACCAAAGAAGAUCAAGAAGCCCGCCAAAUCGACAAAGCCCACCGAAGAGCCACAGGAAGAGGAAACCAAACCAGUCGAAGGACAAGCAACAAAGCCCAAAGUUGUGAGAAAGCGAAAGACCAAGGAAGAAAAAGAGGCAGAAGCAAUGCCUUUGGCAGCACGUACACUCGGUCACAAACUCUUCAUCGGUGCUCAUGUCUCGGCCGCUGGUGGUGUUCCCAAUGCUGUUCAAAAUGCCAUCCACAUUGGCGCAAAUGCUUUUGCUCUAUUCCUCAAGUCUCAGAGAAAGUGGGCCAAUCCUCCUCUUGAAGAGUCCGUCUCCAUCAACUUCCACGCUCAUUGCGACAAGCACGACUUUGAUCAGAACAAACAUGUUGUCCCUCACGGCUCAUAUCUGGUCAAUCUAGCACAUACAGACCCCGAACGUACAAAGCAAGCCUAUGACUCUUUCCUUGAUGAUCUCAAACGUUGUGAGAAGCUGGGCAUCGCCCUGUACAACUUCCAUCCUGGCAACAGUGUAGGUGGUGACCGUGCUGCUGCUAUUGCUCACUUGGCUGGCAAUCUCAAUCGCGCUCACAAGGAAACCUCAAAAGUUGUCACAUUACUCGAAAACAUGGCCGCUGGCGGAAACGUCAUCGGCUCGACCUUUGAAGACUUGCGUGAUGUCAUUGCAUUGGUCGACGACAAGUCUCGUGUCGGUGUGUGUCUCGAUACCUGCCACGCUUUUGCUGGCGGCUACGACCUUCGCACACCCGAGACGGUACAGAAGACACUAUCCGAUUUUGACGAGACGGUCGGCAUGAAGUAUCUCCGUGCUCUACAUCUCAACGACAGUAAAGCCCCCUUUCAAAGCCACAGAGAUCUGCAUGCCAACAUCGGCACUGGCUUCCUAGGUCUACGCGGCUUCCACGCCAUCAUGAACGAUGAGCGUGUCAUUGGUCUCCCCAUGGUACUCGAGACCCCCAUCGACGUACGCGACGAAAAUGGCAACCUCCAAAAAGAUGCUAAGGGCAAGGACAUGGAGGACAAGAAUAUUUGGGCCAGAGAGAUUAAACUUCUUGAGAGCCUUGUCGGUAUGGAUGUCGACAGUGACGAGUUCAAAGAGCACGAAGACAGACUGCAGAAGAUGGGUGCUGUUGAGAGAAAUAGGAUCGCUGAACAAGUCGAGAAAAAGACCACCAAAGUCAAGGAAAAGGAAGACAAAGCCAAGGCUAAACAGACGAAGCUGAACUUUGGCAAAGCUGUUCCUGCAAAGAAGGGUAAGAAGGCCAAGAAGGAGGAAGAUGCUGAGCAGAGCGACGCUUCUUCGUUGAGUCCACCUCCUUCCGACAACGAAAACUGAGUGAUUUGCAAACGUCUCACAGACGAUCAAGGGAACUCCGGAGAGACGGACAUGGAUACAAAAGACGACUCGAGCAUAACAUCAUCACGACUGAACGCUUCACAACAUUUGCCAUGCAGUAGCAUCUUCUUCAUCAAAGGACAUUGCCAUAAUAGCGACGAAUCGUUUUACACGUAAGUAGUCUUGUCAAUAUAUUCUGAUUAGCAGCAUCCCAUGUUAUUCUCUCAUCAAACCGCUAUAAGAGUACGAUCUUGGUUUAUAGACAUCUUCAUGCCCAGGAUGGCGAGCCUUUGUCAUGCAGUCUUUUAAAGG